CCACGUCGCCCCCCGCCCCCGCGCUCGUCGCCGUCCACCUCGCCGUGGCGCUCGCCAAUGCCGCCGCCCGUCGCCGCGAGGCUUGCGGUUCUCGCUAUAUCCGUCGCCGCGCUGCUGGUGGCGCCGUGCCAUGGCGUGAACGAGCAGGGGCAGGCGCUGCUCCGGUGGAAGGCGUCCCUGCGGCCGACGGGCGGCGCGCUGGACUCGUGGAGGGCGGCGGACGCGAGCCCGUGCCGGUGGGCCGGCGUGUCGUGCGACGCGCGCGGCGACGUCGUGGGGCUGAGCGUCACGUCGGUCGACCUGCAGGGCCCGCUGCCGGCGGGCCUGCAGCCGCUGGCGCCGUCGCUGAGGACGCUGGUGCUCUCCGGCACCAACCUCACCGGCGAGAUACCGCCCGACCUCGGCGGGUACGGCGAGCUGGCCACGCUUGACGUCAGCAAGAACCAGCUCACCGGCGCGAUCCCGGCCGAGCUGUGCCGCCUCUCCAAACUCGAGUCCCUCGCGCUCAACUCCAACUCCCUCCGUGGCGCCAUCCCCGACGACAUCGGCAACCUCACCGCCCUCACCUACCUGACGCUCUACGACAACGAGCUGAGCGGCACGAUCCCGGCGAGCAUUGGCAACCUGAAGAGGCUGCAGGUGCUCCGCGCCGGCGGGAACCAGGGGCUGAAGGGCCCGCUGCCGGCGGAGAUCGGCGGGUGCAGCAACCUCACAAUGCUCGGCCUCGCCGAGACCGGCAUGUCCGGCAGCUUGCCGGAGACGAUCGGGCAGCUCAGGAGCAUCCAGACCAUCGCCAUCUACACCACGCUGCUCUCCGGCCGCAUCCCGGAGUCCAUUGGCAACUGCACCGAGCUCACGAGCCUGUACCUCUACCAGAAUUCUCUCUCCGGCCCGAUACCGCCGCAGCUCGGCCAGCUCAAGAAGCUUCAGACGCUGCUCCUAUGGCAGAACCAGCUCGUCGGCGCCAUCCCGCCGGAGCUCGGGCAGUGCAAGCAGCUCACACUCAUCGACCUGUCGCUAAAUUCUCUCACCGGCAGCAUCCCGGCCACCUUGGGCGGGCUGCCCAAUCUCCAGCAGCUGCAGCUGAGCACGAACCAGCUCACCGGCGUAAUCCCGCCGGAGCUCUCCAACUGCACGUCACUGACGGACAUCGAGGUGGACAACAACGCGCUGUCCGGGCAGAUCGGCAUCGACUUCCCGCGGCUGCUCAACCUCACCCUCUUCUACGCGUGGAGGAACCGGCUCACCGGCGGCGUGCCGGCGAGCCUCGCCGACUGCCCGAGCCUCCAGGCGGUGGACCUGUCGUACAACAACCUCACCGGCACGAUCCCCAAGCAGCUGUUCACCCUGCAGAACUUGACGAAGCUGCUGCUGAUCAACAACGAGCUGUCCGGGUUCAUCCCGCCGGAGAUCGGCAGCUGCGGCAGUCUCUACCGGCUCCGGCUCAACGGCAACCGGCUGUCUGGCACGAUACCCGCCGAGAUUGGCAACCUCAAGAACCUCAACUUCCUCGACAUGAGCAACAACCACCUCGUCGGUCCGGUGCCGGCGGCGAUCUCGGGGUGCAGCAGCCUCGAGUUCCUUGACCUCCACUCCAAUGCUCUGUCCGGCUCGUUGCCGGAGACGCUGCCCCGCAGCCUCCAGCUGAUUGACGUCUCCGACAAUCAGCUCGCCGGCGCAUUGAGCUCCAGCAUUGGGUCGAUGCCGGAGUUGACGAAGCUUUACUUGGGGAAGAACCGGCUCACCGGUGCAAUACCGCCGGAGAUCGGUUCUUGCCAGAAGCUGCAACUGCUGGACCUCGGCGACAAUGCGUUCUCCGGCGAUAUUCCUUCGGAGAUCGGGACGCUUCCGUCUUUGGAGAUUUCUCUCAACCUCAGCUGCAACCGGCUCUCCGGUGAGAUCCCGUCCCAAUUCGCCGGACUCGACAAGCUUGGCAGCCUCGACCUGUCGCACAACGAGCUCUCCGGGAGCCUCGACUCACUGGCGGCGCUGCAGAACCUCGUCACGCUCAACAUCUCCUACAAUGCCUUCUCCGGCGAGCUCCCGGACACUCCGUUCUUCCAGAAGCUUCCUCUCAGUGACCUCGCCGGCAACCGCCACCUCAUCGUCGGUGAUGGCUCCGACGAGUCCUCCCGUCGCGGGGCUAUCUCCGCGCUGAAGGUUGCCAUGUCCGUCCUCGCCGCGGUCAGCGCGGUGCUCCUGGUGGCCGCCACCUACCUGCUCGCCCGCAUGCGCCGUGGCGGUGGCGCCACCGGCCGGAUCAUCCACGGCGAGGGCGCGUGGGAGGUGACGCUUUACCAGAAGCUCGACAUCUCCAUGGACGACGUGCUGCGCGGGCUGACGUCGGCGAACGUGAUCGGCACGGGCAGCUCCGGCGUGGUGUACAAGGUGGAAACCCCCAACGGCUACACCCUGGCCGUCAAGAAGAUGUGGUCGACGGACGAGACGACCACCGCCGCGUUCCGCAGCGAGAUCGCCGCGCUGGGCUCCAUCCGCCACCGCAACAUCGUGCGGCUCCUCGGCUGGGCGGCGAACGGCGGCACCCGGCUGCUCUUCUACAGCUACCUCCCCAACGGCAGCCUGAGCGGCUUCCUCCACGGCGGCGGAGCCGCCACCAAGGGCGCGCCCGCCUCCGAGUGGGGUGCCCGCUACGACGUCGCGCUCGGCGUCGCCCACGCCGUGGCGUACCUCCACCACGACUGCGUCCCGGCCAUCCUCCACGGCGACAUCAAGGCCAUGAACGUGCUCCUCGGCGCCGCCUACGAGCCGUACCUCGCCGACUUCGGCCUCGCCCGCGUCCUCUCCGGCCCAGCCUCCAAGCUCGCCGACUCCACCAUGCCGCCGCCGCCGCGCAUCGCCGGCUCCUACGGCUACAUGGCACCAGAGUACGCGUCGAUGCAGAAGAUCACGGAGAAGAGCGACGUGUACAGCUUCGGCGUGGUGGUGCUGGAGAUGCUGACGAGGCGGCACCCGCUGGACCCGACGCUGCCGGGCGGCGCCCACCUGGUGCAGUGGGUGCGCGAGCACGUGCAGGCGAAGCGCGACGCGGCGGAGCUCCUCGACGCGCGGCUCCGGAGCGCCGCCGCCGAGGCGGACGUGGACGAGAUGCGGCAGGCGCUGUCCGUCGCCGCGCUCUGCGUCGCGCGCCGCGCCGACGACCGCCCGGCCAUGAAGGACGUCGUCGCGCUGCUCAAGGAGAUCCGGCGCCCCGCGUCCACCGCCGACGACGCCAAGUCGCCGCCGCCGCCGCAGCAGCCCGCGACGACGCCGUCAUUGGCCGGCACCACCACUGCCACCGCGACGCCGGCGUCGCCCGCGUCGGGCGCGCCGCACUCGUCGUCGAGCUGCUCCUUCGCCGUCUCGGACUACUCCGUCUGA
Messenger RNA from Oryza brachyantha (malo sina), 3378 nucleotides. RefSeq names its product leucine-rich repeat receptor-like serine/threonine-protein kinase RGI4. Lineage: Eukaryota; Viridiplantae; Streptophyta; Magnoliopsida; Poales; Poaceae. Gene Ontology annotation, cellular component: plasma membrane. Gene Ontology annotation, molecular function: protein kinase activity; ATP binding; protein binding. The record is from RefSeq and is a predicted model, not a curated record. The transcript has 2 exons. The coding region runs from base 58 to 3378 and encodes 1106 amino acids. Gene Ontology annotation, biological process: protein phosphorylation; hormone-mediated signaling pathway.